Papaver somniferum (opium poppy) is the source of this 1639-nucleotide messenger RNA. Its product is annotated as F-box protein SKP2A-like. Lineage: Eukaryota; Viridiplantae; Streptophyta; Magnoliopsida; Ranunculales; Papaveraceae. The transcript is spliced from 5 exons. Gene Ontology annotation, cellular component: SCF ubiquitin ligase complex. The coding region runs from base 174 to 1328 and encodes 384 amino acids. Gene Ontology annotation, molecular function: protein binding. The record is from RefSeq and is a predicted model, not a curated record. Gene Ontology annotation, biological process: SCF-dependent proteasomal ubiquitin-dependent protein catabolic process.
CAGGUCACUAUCUCUUUAUUUGGUCUUCUUCUUCACAAAUGAUACGAGAAAUUUUCAGAGAGCUCCAUCCAAAUCAUCGAAGUAAACGAAAAAAAGACUCCAAGGAAAACCCUAGAAAUAAGAAUACUUCUUCUGUUGCUGUUUCGUCUUUGACGAUUAGAAAGUAGGAAAAAAUGGUUGAAGGAAUAGUAGCUCAGGAUUUGGAUAUGUGUUUUCAAAACCUUGUGAUGGUUGGAGUAGAAGGUGGUGGAAAGAUGAUGAUGAAUAAUUGGAAAGAUCUUCCAAUGGAGCUUCUAUUGAGGAUUCUUUCGCUUGUGGAUGAUCGUACGGUUAUUGUAGCUUCAGGAGUGUGUACUGGUUGGAGAGAUGCUGUUUGCUUGGGUCUUGUGAGUCUCAAUAUCUCAUGGUGCAAAAAUAACAUGAACAACCUUUUGCUGUCACUAGCGCCCAAGUUCACGAAGUUACAGACUCUAUCCUUGCGCCAAAGUACACCCCAACUUGAGGAUAACUCUAUUGAGGCUAUCGCGAGCUGGUGUCAUGAUCUUACAGACUUGGAUCUUAGCAAAAGCCUCAAGCUUACUGAUAGCUCCCUGUAUGCAGUAGCCCAUUGCUGUCCUCUACUGACUAAGCUUAACAUCAGUGGUUGUCCGACCUUUGGUGACGCGGCUCUUGCGUAUCUGACUAGUUUCUGCAAGAACUUGAAAAGCCUGAACCUCUGUGGGUGUGUGAAAGCUGCAUCUGACAGAGCCCUGCAGGCUAUUUCAUACAAUUGCAGCCAAAUGCAGUAUUUGAACCUUGGAUGGUGCGACAGUGUUACUGAUGCAGGAGUGACGAGUUUAGCAUUUGGAUGCCCGGAUCUUAGGUCGUUGGACUUGUGUGGCUGCGUCCUUAUAACAGAUGAGAGUGUGAUUGCUUUGGCGAGUAAGUGCAUUCAUUUGAGAUCUCUUGGGUUAUACUACUGCCAGAACAUUACGGACAAGGCAAUGUAUUCUCUAGCCAACAGCCGAUCUAAGAGCAGCACUGUGAAGCGUGAUAAUGAUUUGUGGGAGUCUGUCAAAAGCAGCAGUACCAGUAGUAACAGUAGCCAAAGCAGGUACAAAAAUGACGAAGAGGGGUUGGAAAAGCUAAACAUCAGCCAGUGUACUGCUCUCACUCCUCCAGCUGUUCAGGCUGUUUGUGACUCGUUCCCUUCUCUCCAUACCUGCGCUGGGCGGCAUUCCCUCAUUAUCAGUGGCUGUCUUAACCUAACAUCUGUUCACUGUUUAUGUGCUCUCCAAGCACGUCGUGUUGCUACCAGCAAUCUUACUUCUCAUCCUCAUGCUCACUAGGUUCCAGUUACAAAAGAAACAUGAAAUGAAAGCAAGAGUAACAGAAGAAUAUAUUGCAGGGGUGGUGCUCCCAAACAAGGUGUGGUGUGUACAUUGCUCUUCUUCAUUUGAACGAACUAUUUAAGCACUUCUAUUGGUGUAUCAAGACAUGAACACUGUUGUCAUGUUGUGUCAAAACAUAAUCAACUCUUACAUGUGUCAUAAAUAAGCCUCCGAGUCCGAACAAUGUUUGUUUCUUAUAUUUGUUCUGAAGUAACAGUACUGUCAGCUUAAAUCAUGAUGAAAAUAUUCUGCAGCGAUUCAGUUCUUAA